Molecule: messenger RNA, 4368 nt
Organism: Pygocentrus nattereri (red-bellied piranha)
Lineage: Eukaryota; Metazoa; Chordata; Actinopteri; Characiformes; Serrasalmidae
Gene: nf2b
Product: neurofibromin 2b (merlin)
Exons: 17
Coding region: 318-2078 (586 amino acids)
Biological process (GO): positive regulation of early endosome to late endosome transport; positive regulation of protein localization to early endosome; regulation of cell shape
Cellular component (GO): cytoskeleton; plasma membrane; apical part of cell
Molecular function (GO): actin binding; cell adhesion molecule binding
Source: RefSeq, a predicted model, not a curated record
ACUGUUUAGCCAAACAAGUUAAAUCACCGCGACACGUAAAAUAGCCACCCAAAUGCCUUUGUUCUUACCGAUAUGAUACCAGCAAGCGUAAUUUCUGACACAUAUGUUUACCUGCCAUUUAUUUAUGGUCAUUUAAUGUAGCGGGAAAGGCAAAAGGCAAACCUCUGGUUGAAUUACAACAGAUACUUUCUGAGCAGACUCCAACUUCCAUUGUUGUCUUUUGAGCUUUUUGAGGAGAGGCUGGAAACUUUACUCUGGUGAUUCGGUCUGUUUAAACAUCAACUGGAGGACUGAGGUUAAUUUACCUAGAGCUCAAAAUGUCGAUUUUGGGGCUUAAAAAGAAACAGCCCAAGACUUUCAAAGUCAAAGUCAUCACUAUGGAUGCUGAAAUGGAGUUCAGUUGUGAGGUGAAAUGGAAAGGAAAGGACUUAUUUGAUUUAGUGUGCCGGACAAUUGGUCUAAGGGAAACUUGGUUUUUCGGCCUCAGAUACACCGUGAAAGACACUCAUGCUUGGCUUAAGCCUGAUAAACGGGUUUUGGAUCAAGAAGUUCCAAAGGACUCUCCUAUAACGUUUCAUUUUCUUGCCAAAUUCUUCCCUGAAAAAGUGGAGGAAGAGCUUGUUCAGGAAAUCACUCAGCACCUGUUCUUCUUACAAGUAAAGAAACAGAUACUAGAUGAAGAGAUAUUUUGCUCUCCAGAGGCCUCCGUCCUUCUGGCAUCAUAUGCUGUUCAAGCCAAGUAUGGGGAUUAUGACCCAAACUUCCACAAGCCAGGCUUCUUGGCCCAAGAUGAACUCUUGCCUAAAAGAGUGCUGAUGCAGUAUCAGAUGACACCAGAGAUGUGGGAGGAGAAGAUCACAGCUUGGUAUGCUGAACACAGAAACAUAGCAAGGGAUGAAGCUGAGAUGGAGUAUCUGAAAAUAGCACAGGAUCUUGACAUGUAUGGGGUUAGCUAUUUCCCCAUCACACAAAAUAAGAGAGAUAAGGAGCUCCUUCUGGGUGUUGAUGCACAGGGACUUCACAUCUACAGCCCAAACAGCAAACUGAAUCCAAACAAGUCCUUCCCCUGGAGUGGCAUCCGCAACAUCUCCUACAGUGAGAAAGAGUUUACUAUUAAGCCAUUGGACAAAAAGAAGGACGUAUUUAAAUUCUACUCCUCACAACUCAGAGUCAAUAAGCUGAUUUUACAGCUUUGCAUUGGAAACCAUGAUCUUUUCAUGAGAAGAAGGAAAGUGGACUCCAUUGAGGUGCAGCAGAUGAAGGCUCAGGCCAAAGAGGAGAAAGCCAGGAAAAAGAUGGAACGUCAGAUUCUGGCACGGGAAAAGCAGAUGAGAGAGGAUGCCGAGCGGGCUAAAGAGGAGAUGGAACGGCGUCUAUUUCAGCUGCAGGAUGAGGCUCGUAUGGCUAAUGAAGCACUGCUGCGCUCUGAGGAGACAGCCGACCUGCUGGCAGAAAAGGCUCAGAUUGCAGAGGAAGAGGCCAAGCUGCUGGCUCACAAAGCAGCAGAAGCUGAGCAGGAGAGACAGCGGCUAGAGGUUACAGCCCUCAAGACCAAAGAGGAGCACAGACUGAUGGAGCAGAAAAUGAGGGAGGCAGAGCAGCUGGCUGUGAAACUGGUGGAGCAGUCAGAGAGGAGGUCUAAGGAGGCAGACCACCUAAAGCAGGACCUGAACGAGGCCAAAGAUGCAGAACGCAGAGCCAAGCAAAAGCUUCUUGAGAUCACCAAAACAACAUACCCAUUGAUAGCUGCAUACUCCAGCCCCCCUCCACCAUCUGGUCCUGAAAAUAUGGAAAUGCAGCUUGAGAUGGCGACCUCACAUCGGCUGGACUUCAAAGACCCUGACAUGAAGAGAUUGUCCAUGGAGAUAGAACGUGAACGGCUGGAGUACAUGGAAAAGAGCAAGCACCUGCAGGAUCAGCUGAAGGAGCUGAAGUCUGAAAUUGAGUCUCUGAAGCUAGAGGAGCAGCAGCAGGCGGGCAUCUACAACCUGAGGGGCUAUGCUGAGCCUCCCUACGUUCCCCACAGCAAUCGGAACUCUGCCUACAUGGCUCAGAUGGCCUUCUUUGAGGAGGUGUGAAUGGACAGAAAUACUACUGUAUAAGGAGCAUGAGGGAGCAAGAGAAAUCAUCACUACAGUGUGACGCCUUCACCAGAGCAUGUAACCCAACAAUGUCCAGCACAUACCCUUGCACAAAACGCUUUGGAAUUAAGUGCUAAGUGCUAUUAAUAUAUUAUGGAUAAGUAUAACAGUAGAAAUGAGUCUUAUGCACAGAUCAAAACAAGUUUUAAUGUAGCCACCACCAGCUUGUGCCUUUAAGCAUUUCUCACAGUUUUGCAUUGCCAAAAAUAUUAUCUGUGUAAGGCUGGUAGUGUUGCUUAGAUUUGUUGAAAAAAGGGGAUGGGUUUGAAAUAUCUAGAAAUCGUGUUUCAAACAGAAUUGAAAAAGCUUAGCCUUUGUUACAUUAUUUUUAGCCUGAAUUGAACUCCUGUGAAGUCCAUCUUUAGCCUCUGUCUCAUUCAUAUUUAAAUUGGCACAGGGUGCAUAUCUAAAUUACUGCCAGCUUUUUACCUUAAUUUGUUGCAUUUCAAAUAAUUUUCAGCAUCUGUAAUUUUUAUUAUAGAAUAUGUGUUAGUGCCUGAUUUUUAUUAUUUUUUUUCUCCAACCAAACAUUUUUUUGUUGUCCUACACUAGUGUCCUUUAUCGUGUCCAUGGCUAAGAAUGGGAUGCAUGCAUGGCGUAGAAGCCUAUGUACUGUUUGUGAUUAAUGUCCAGGCAUUUUACUGUGAUGGCGUAAAAUGCACAGUGUAUUCCUUGGAUAACACUGCUCAAUGAACAGUCCUGAUGCACUACCAUUUUGGCAGCUCAAAUCCUGCUUUACUGUUCAGAUUCCUCACUCAGUGGGCAUGUAAACUGGCGCACUAUGCCUAUUUACAGGAAAGGAAAAACGUAUGCCAAUAUCCAAGCUGUCUGACCCAGUUGUAAGCGUGUUUAAUAGAGACUGUCUUUGAUGCUCUAGAUGGCAACCAUAUUUAUAUUUUAGCAUACUGUUGGUGCAGAGUUUAGUAGAAUGAAAAGAACUAAUGUAACAGUUCAGACAGUUAGUUUUGUUUUGUUGUUUUGCUUUAACUGGUUAGCCAUGCAAAAAUCCCCAAAACAUGUCAAAAGAAAAAUUAGAGAGAAACUCACAGGGCUUUAAUAUGCCAAACACUAAGUGUGAUCAUGUAUUUUGGAAUAUAAGUGCACCCCCAAAAACAUUUCACCUAAUUAUAAUGCAGAUGUGUAUUUCAACAGCUUGAACUGUUUUGUGUCCUGAAUAUGUCAUGAAGUGUGAAGUAAGGUAGUCUUGUAUUUCCACUUGUAGAGGGAUGGACAGUAGUUUUAAUUCUGUUUGAAUGUGUAGAUCAUGUAAAGCAGUGACCAUGUUUACGUGUGUAAUAUUCUCUGAAUGAUUAUGUUUUUUCUGGUUAAGAUUGGUUUGUUUGUUUUCGUUAAUGAGACAUUUUGUUUGAGUCCUUAACUCAAGUAUUCUGUUCUGUUAAGCGGUUAACUGAAUACUAUGCUUCAUACCUGUCACAUAUCAAAAAGAACUACAUUUCUCCCCGCUAUGAUUAUGAUUAUUGACAGGUAAAAACCUGCUGAUCUUGAUUUGAAUUAGUGGCACCUUGCAAGUUCACUGUUCUUACAGGUAGUAAAGUUUUUACAUACUUUCAAAAUGUCAAACACUAAAUAUCUUCAAUUCUUUUGUCUUUCUGUGGUGAUGACAUGGGCAGCAUGGAGUUGGUAUUUAAUGUGAUGGUGUAAAUGUGGUCAUAGAUUAGAGUGACAGAUGUUUAGUAUUUACCCUGCCUAUUGGCUGUUUCCAAAGUAAGAAAACUGUUCAGAUUUGGACAAUUCUUCAUUAUUAACACUUUUUUUGUUGCAUAAUCAUCACAAUGUCUUAGUGCUUUAGUGAGAAACAUUCCUGUGUUAAUAGUAGAUUACCAUAUGCCCGCUAUGCACGCUAGCUGUCUUAAGAUGUCUUAAGAACAUUUUACAGCAGAAGGCAACUAUUCAUGUUUUAAUGAAAUCUGCCAAUCUCCGGCCUUGUACCAAAUGCUAAUUAUCAUUACGCAUACCACCAAGUUCUUUUGUUUGCUGCUCACUAAGUGCUUUAUUUUUGGGGAAAUAUCAACAUCUUUUAACCUCUUGAACACAAAGUGCUUCUGGAGAUUGAAUGACACUCCAUGUAAGUCUUUAUAUCAGAAGUGAGUUACAGUAUUAUGGUUUUUUGUUUGCAACUUGAGCUACAGUUACACUUACUGAUAUGGAGACCUCUUAUGCAUUGUGACAUAUAAACUAAUUUGCUAAUAAAAACUGCAAAAAGCAA